AUGCGCAAGGCGGCGAUAAAGCCGAGGGCGGCGCCCACGGUCCUGUACUCGCACUUCGUCAAGGAUCUCACGGCGAAGAAGGUCGUCGCCGUUCGCUUCGAGGAGGGCACCGGGCGCAUCCUCUACGAGCUGAAGGAGGGCGCGCAGCAGCAGCAGCAGGGUGGAGCGAUCGCCGACAAGGAGAACGCGGCCCCCCAACAAAAGCGGACGAUUCUGCAGACGAAGCGAAUCCCCGACGAGAAGCUCAUGACGCGACUGGAAGCCGCGGGCGUCGAGUUCGGGUCCAUCGCCGCGCCCGCGACGUCGGUCCUGUCCAAGGGCGCGCUCACCGCGAUGGCGCUGUGGAUCCCGCUCGUUCCCCUCUACUUCAUGUUCCGCAACAUGGCGAACAAGCAAGGCGGCGGGGGUAACGCGAAGAAGGCGAGGGCUCCGUCCAACGAGAAGCCCGUCACCUUCGACGACGUCGCCGGCGUGGACGCAGCCAAGGCUGAGCUCGUCGAGCUCGUGGAGAUGCUCAAGAGCGCGGAUAAGUACAAGGGGGUGAAGAACAGGCUCCCCACCGGCUGCCUCCUCGUCGGUCCCCCCGGAACGGGCAAGACGUUACUCGCCAAGGCGGUGGCUGGCGAGGCGGGCGUCCCGUUUUUCGCCGUGGCGGCUUCCGAGUUUGUCGAGCUGUUCGUCGGUCGCGGCGCGGCCAGGGUCCGCGAGCUGUUCGCCGAGGCCAGGAAGGCGUCGCCCGCGGUGGUGUUCAUCGACGAGCUCGACGCGAUCGGCGCGCGGCGCGGAGCGGGGCUCAACGAGGAGAGGGACCAGACCCUGAACCAGAUGCUGGUCGAGAUGGACGGGUUCAACAAACCCCGGGGGGUGCUGGUCCUCGCCGCGACGAACCGGGCGGAGGCGCUGGACCCCGCGCUGCUGCGACCCGGGCGUUUGACGCGCCGCGUGUUCGUGGGCCCGCCGGACUUCGCCGGCAGGGCGCAGAUCCUCGCGGUUCACCUGAGGGGGGUGCGUACGGCUGAGAGUUUGGCGGCGACGUGCGACGCCGUGGCCAGGGUCACCGGGGGUUUCACCGGCGCCGAGCUCGCCAACGUCGUCAACGAGGGCGUUUUACUCGCGGCGAGGGACGACAGGGAGGUGGUGACGGUGGACGACCUGUUCAGCGGCGCGGAACGGACGAGGAACGGGGUGGGCGUCGGCCAGGGCGCGGCGACGGUUCUCUCGGGGCUUCGCAAGCUCAUGCAGGGGGGCGACCCGAGGGAGGUGCUCAAGGAGGUGCGGGACGGGUCGGAUCGCAACGGCGGAGGUCCACCGUCCGGCGGCGGCGGGUUCGGCGGCGGCGGCGGUCGGAACGAUCCGAACGAUCCGAGCAACAUCUCCGAGGCGAACAGGCGGCAAGGCGUGGGGAUGAGCAUGCCGCCGACGUGAGAGUCGAGACGGAUCUAUCGGAGCUCCAGACUGUUUAAAUUUCGUCACGCGACGCCGACGCUCGCGAGGUGUACGCGCGUGUUCGUUCGUGUA
Micromonas commoda is the source of this 1518-nucleotide messenger RNA. RefSeq lists its product with no specific name. Gene Ontology annotation, molecular function: ATP hydrolysis activity; ATP binding; ATP-dependent peptidase activity. The record is from RefSeq and is a predicted model, not a curated record. NCBI's taxonomy places the organism in Eukaryota, Viridiplantae, Chlorophyta, Mamiellophyceae, Mamiellales, Mamiellaceae. Gene Ontology annotation, cellular component: chloroplast thylakoid. Gene Ontology annotation, biological process: proteolysis. Bases 1 to 1425 code for a protein of 474 amino acids. The transcript is spliced from 2 exons.